AUGGUGCAGCUGAUCUGGUGGGGAGACGGCUCCAGUGGACAGUUCGGUGCUCAGACUGCCCUCAGCCCGGUUUCCUGGUCUGUCCCCAGGGGCAUCACCGACAUCUGCUGCAGAGAAAAGCAAACUUUAUUCCUCACCAAGGAUGGAUGGGUUUUAUCAUGUGGUCUCAAACCCCAGGGACGAGUUGUACGAAAGAAACGUAAACAUGCCAAUACUCCAGGUCGUGUGGAGGGUCUGGGUAAUGUGGUGUCUUUGGCUUGUGGUCGGGAUCACUGUCUGGCUUUGAGUGCAUCUGGACACGUGUUCUCCUUGGGGGACAGGCAGCUUGGCAUGUUACCCAAUCAGCAGAGACCAAGCCGGGUACCCACACCAUUCCCAGUAACAGUGAUCCAAGUGGCUUGUGGAGACGUCCACUCUUUGGCGCUGACUAAAGGAGGAGAUGUCUUGUCAUGGGGUCAUAACAGCCAUGGUCAGCUGGGCCUGGGGAAGGACGUGUCACUGAAGGACAAACCCGUCUUGGUGAGAGCUCUGACCGGUGUAGCGGUGACCCAGGUUUCAGCCGGAGCGACCCACUCCUUCUUCCUCACACUGCCCGGCCUGGUGUACUGCUGUGGGGCCAACGAGUCAGGCCAGCUGGGACUCGACAGGGUGGAUGAGAAGGGCAAGUUCAACAUCUGUGUGGCUCCUGCCCUCAGACCUCUGGAUGUGUCUUUUAUCAGCUGUGGAGAGGCGCACUCUGCCGUGUUAACAAAGGACGGCAGAGUUUUCACCUUUGGAGAAGGAAGUAACGGUCAGCUCGGUCACAACUCCACUGACAAUGAAAAGGCUCCUAGAUUGGUUGACGGUCUGGACGGAUCUGCCGCACAGAUUUCAUGUGGCAGACGUCACACCCUGGUGUUGGGCUCCUCUGGCCGACUGUGGGCUUUUGGUCAUGGGGCAAAAGGUCAAAUUGGGACUGGAGGAACAGGUGAUUGUCUGACGCCCACUCAAGUACAACUUCCAUGGACCAGUGACAAUGGAGCCGCCAAACCCGAAGACCUGAAAAUAUCGACUGGUUGGAACACAAACUUUGCUUUCUCGUCACCCACGCAGAGCUCGGACAGAGGACAGAUAACAGGAAGGCUUGAUGAGACAAAACUGAAACAAUGGCUGUCUGCGAUACCGGAGAACGCCGAGGCAAAGAGAGAAAUAUGUUCAAUGUUUUCUACAAGUUCCAGUCUUGUUGCAAGUUUCACAAAGACAAAUAGGUCUCCAAAAACAGCAGGUGCCCUGACUGUGGACCUUGAGGCAGCCAGCAGAGCCUUCAACCAGCUGCUGGCAGUACCAUGGAUCAAACAAACAGUAACCUUAAACAACCUGGUUGAAUUACUUUGGGCUUCAAAAAAUGACAUCCAGUCUUUGGAGAUCUUGAUGGUUCUGCUGACAUGCCCUCUCCUCCAAGAGGGCUCUGCUGUCUUUUACAUCGUGCUGCCUUUGGCCCAAUUUAUCGCAGAUCUGAGUUUGAAGAAUCGCAAAACACUAAAGAGCUGGUGGUCUUCCCUGACUCGGACCAUGAUUACGAAGCACAUCUUGGUGUUUAAAAACGCCCUGAACAUCUGGGCAUUCUUGCACAAAAUCUUCCCUUUGUUACCUCACGACCAAGAAGUCAGUGUCCUGCUGGGUGCCCUCAAGCUGCUCUACAAAGCAAACAAAGACGUGUUCCCUCUGGUUCAGAAGGUGGAGGUCUUUUACAGCUGUGCCAACAUCUUGAAGUCUGACGAAUUCCUGCUCACAUUGAGACGCACUCACCUAGUGGAGGACACCUUCAAACAACUCGCUGCAGCCGACCACUGGGACUUCCGCAGGGGGCUUGUGGUGCAGUUUAAGGAUCAAAGUGAGUUUAUGCUUGUCAACAAUAAGGACCUCUUCCUGCACAUGUUCGAUGAGCUGAUCGCUCCCGAGUCUGAAAUGUUCAAGUACAACGAGAGCAAGACUCUGCUCUGGUUCCCUUCCAAGCCAAAAGUGGAUGAGAAGACUUACUUCCUCUUUGGCAUUCUGUGUGGACUGGCUCUCUUCAACAAGAACAUCAUCCACCUGCCUUUCCCCCUGGUUCUCUUCAAGAAGCUGCUUUGCUUCCAACCCUCGUUGGAUGACCUGAAGGAGUUUGACCCUGGGAUGGGAGAGUCUUUGCGUUGCAUGCUUGAGGACUACACCCCUGAUGAAGUGGAAAGCCUAUACAUCACUUUUAAUGUGACAUGGGAUGGUGAGGAAGUUGAGCUUGAUCCGACAGAAUCUGAAAAACCUGUCACAGCAUCAAACAAAAAAGAAUUUGUAAACACCUUUGUUGACUAUGCCUUCAACAAAUCAGUGGAGAGGGUGUUUGAAGAGUUCAAGAGGGGGUUCUUCAAAGUGUGUGAUUACGACGUGGUGGACUUCUUCCAACCAAAGGACCUGCGGGCUGUGAUGGUGGGCCAAGAAAACUACGACUGGGAUGUGUUCAAGCAGAACACAGUCUAUGAAGGACUCUAUCAUGCUGAGCAUCCAAACAUCGUUACCUUCUGGGAGGUGUUUGAGAAUCUGACAGCCGAGGAUAAGAAGAAAUUCCUUUUGUUUCUCACCGGCUUCGACCGCCUUCCCUUCCUGGGUAUGGAGAGCAUCAGGAUGAGAGUCGCUGUCCUUCCUGAUUCCAAUGAGACCCAUCGGCCAGAGUCCCACACCUGCUAUAGUUUGCUACUACUGCCCCUCUACCGGAGGAACCCGAUCAAGGAGAGGAUGCAGACCAAGCUCCUGCAGGCUAUUCAUCACAAAGGGGGCUUCGGGAAAAAAGACACUGCAGAAUAAAGUUAUGAAGGCUUAUUUUAAAAGAUUGCACAUAUUUGACAGUUCUUGUUUUUAUUUCUUAAACCUGCCAAAUGAAACAUCUUUAUUUUAUACUAUUUAAAUAUACACUAAGUUAAAUUAAUGCUCUAGAGAGGUUUGACAGUAUCAUGUUUUCUUUUGGUUCUUUUCUUGAUUUUUAAUCUCUUUCAAAACUUUCUGGUUUUACAUGUCAAGUUGUUGAAGAAUACGAUGUACAUAAAGUCACUGCUUCAUCUCUG
Messenger RNA from Labrus mixtus (cuckoo wrasse), 3077 nucleotides. Its product is annotated as probable E3 ubiquitin-protein ligase HERC4. Bases 1 to 2820 code for a protein of 939 amino acids. Gene Ontology annotation, biological process: protein ubiquitination; ubiquitin-dependent protein catabolic process. The transcript is spliced from 22 exons. NCBI's taxonomy places the organism in Eukaryota, Metazoa, Chordata, Actinopteri, Labriformes, Labridae. Gene Ontology annotation, molecular function: ubiquitin protein ligase activity. The record is from RefSeq and is a predicted model, not a curated record.